AUGCCCAAGUCCAGGUUUAACAACAAUAUUAUCUCUACCGCAGUUCCGAUUACCCACAUUUAUUUAGGGGAUGAUGAGACAGAUUACCUCUGGAAAUGUUUUACUGGAGAGAUAAAGCAUGUUCGCCUCGCAUUUGAGGAUCAAAAUGGCCGAAACCGGGACCUGCAAUACAAAAUUGCUGAAGAUGUGGACUUCCUCACUAAUGAAGGCGUUGUGUUAUUGGAAGAUCAACGUGAGCAAUUUUAUAAUACGGGAUUAAAGAAUCAUCACUGA
Molecule: messenger RNA, 273 nt
Organism: Penicillium nucicola
Lineage: Eukaryota; Fungi; Ascomycota; Eurotiomycetes; Eurotiales; Aspergillaceae
Exons: 1
Coding region: 1-273 (90 amino acids)
Source: RefSeq, a predicted model, not a curated record